Messenger RNA from Aspergillus caelatus, 1310 nucleotides. Its product is annotated as class I SAM-dependent methyltransferase. Gene Ontology annotation, molecular function: methyltransferase activity. The coding region runs from base 98 to 1096 and encodes 332 amino acids. NCBI's taxonomy places the organism in Eukaryota, Fungi, Ascomycota, Eurotiomycetes, Eurotiales, Aspergillaceae. The transcript is spliced from 11 exons. The record is from RefSeq and is a predicted model, not a curated record.
GCCUUUUGUCGCGGAAUAAUCCACAUGGCUUAUAAGCGAUCAGGGACCCUCUUGGUCCAUUUGUGAUCUGUCAUAUUGAUUUCAUUAAACACACACCAUGUGCUCCUCACACCCGAAUGCCGAUCCACCUAUCGAUCCAGAGGCCGACGCGGAUCUCUAUAGUGAUGAGGAUUACUCCAGCGCAACCGGUAGUUCGACGACAUCGUUGUCGUCCAGUAUCUUAAAUUAUCAAUACGAGAAUGGACGGCGGUAUCAUGCAUAUCGACAAGGAGAAUAUGUCAUUCCAAAUGAUGAAAGAGAGCAAGAUCGAUUAGAUCUGGGUCACCAUAUUUGUAGUCUGGUGCUGGGAGGCGCAUUAUGUCAAUCCCCAAUAUCAGACAACCCAGGAAGAAUCCUAGAUUUAGGAACGGGGACGGGCUUGUGGGCGAUUGACAUGGCUGACCAGUACCCAGAGGCGCAGGUCAUCGGGACGGAUCUGAGCCCGAUUCAACCUUCAUGGGUGCCACCGAAUUGUGUCUUUGAGAUCGACGACUUCGAACUCCCGUGGAACUUCACCCAACCAUUUGAUUUCAUCCAUGCUCGGAGCGUUGAGGGAUCCGUCAAGGAUUUCCCGCAUCUCUUUCGCCAAGCGCAUCAGAACCUCGUUCCCGGUGGCUGGUUUGAAAUGAUGGAACCCACCGUCGACAUCUUUUCUGAUGACGAUAGUAUUUCGAAAGCGCCGAAUCUAUCUGAAUGGCGGGACAUGUUGAUCGAGGCGAGUGGAAAGUUUGGCAAGGAGAUGGGAGCGGCGAAAAAGUACAAGCAGUGGAUGAUUGAGGCUGGCUUCACAGAUGUGACAGAGGAAAUAUUCAAGGUGCCUUUUUCGCCAUGGGCCAAAGACCCCAAACUGAAGGAACUGGGGCGGUAUCAGCAAGCUAAUAUGCUGGAGGCUCUCGACGCGUACUCAUUGGCGCUGUUCACUCGAUUCCUGGGAUGGAGCGUUGAUCAGAUUCAGAUGCUUUUAGUAGGGGUUCGACGAGAAUUAUUAGAUCGGAAGCUACAUAUCUACUCGCGGUACUAUUUGGUUUACGGCCGGAAAGAAAUGGAAGGCUCGUAGUAACUGGGGUCAGGGAUGUUGGCAGAGUCAAAUAUGCUAAGGGUUAUCUGUGUAUGACUGCAAUUUAGAUCCUACUCACCUUUAUAUUGUACCACUCUUUUGGUUCCUUUCUUUCUUUUCAUUCAUUCAUUCAUUCUCUUCUUAUCUCGAGCAAGAAUAUAACAUUCUCCACCUUCCAUGGUUGACUCCAAUGCACUCUAAAGCAAAAUACGCG